Molecule: messenger RNA, 1077 nt
Organism: Polychytrium aggregatum
Lineage: Eukaryota; Fungi; Chytridiomycota; Chytridiomycetes; Polychytriales
Exons: 5
Coding region: 158-886 (242 amino acids)
Source: RefSeq, a predicted model, not a curated record
UCGGCUUGGGCGGCUGGGAGAAUCCGCGCCAUGCUCUCGAUCUUUUCCUUGCAUCCUGAGCUGCAGACACGCUCGCCCAGUUGACGGCCCCGUGCAAGAAAGCCCCCCGAGCGUUCGCCAGAAACCAAGAGUCCCAAGGUGCUGCGAUCCCGCCACGAUGAGGCAACCCACUAUUCUCGCGCUGAUGCUGGCUGUGGCCGUCUGCGGUCUGCUGGUUCAUGGUCAAAUCAGUGGACCGCUUCAGCUCAGCGGCACCGCCGACUGGGGCACCGCCGACUCGACCUACUGUGUCCAACGCGACGGAUGCGCAACAAUCCGCAACAUCAUCGCCAACACGAGCCCGGUGCCGCUGAUAUACAAGGGCAGUGUCAUGAUGAUUGCCGUUUUUUUGCAGUACGCGUAUCUCAACGGCACCACCACCAGCACGUACUUCCAGGUCUCGCAGUUUUAUGUGACCUUGGACAACUACAAUAUGCUGACGAUUCCGGGGACGCUGCCCUUCCUCUUGAACCUAUACAAUAACCUGGGAGCAACGGAUAUAUACAUGCUGGCCGAGCUGACGUGGGGAGCAAGCACGUAUCGCACGACUCCCAUGCGCAUAGUUGGUCGUGGCCAGGAUGGAAACGCGGGCUAUGUACCCUACCGAACUGCUGUGAUCACCGUCAACCAGGGCGUCUUGGUCGGCAGCGGCAUCACUUGGACCGACACCAACUGCAACGGAUCCAACUGCGCGUGCAUUGACAACAUAUGCGCAAACUCACAAGCCGUCGCCACACAGCUGAACCAGAACGUUACGCUCUUUGUGGGAUUCCUCGGAACGGACGGCACCGGCACGCUUCUAAAUAGUGCAGCCCGCGACAUCUGGAGGCUGCAGAAUGCAUUCUAAAGCACCCAGGAGACACAUGCAAAUACAACCGUGAGCUCAAGCGACGAGACCGACCUUGCGCCAAGGAGAGGGCCACUUGCUUUAUUGCCGUGGCCGGCUGGUUCAUGCGCUUCUGAGUGCUAUUCCUGGGCAGGCUAUUCCUGUCUCGCAGCCAGGCUAAUAAAACAAGCGUGCCUGAAUCGAAAAGAGGC